AUGCUCCCCUUCAACAUCACAGACUCUAUGACAAGAGUACCUCUAUCGGUGGACUUUAACAAUCCUGAAGAUUAUUUUAUCUUUAUUUUCCAGAUUUUAUUUGCAACAACUACUGUUCUCAUAGCCGGACCUGUAGUCAUUACCAUAUUGGCCACCAGAGCUCUCCGCCUCCAAAACAGGUUCAUUUUCAUGCUAAAUACUAGCAUUUGUGAUACGUUGGUUGGGUUUUCUGUGUAUUAUCUCGGCUUGUUUGAUGUUCAGGAGGGAUAUCCGUCUAGAAAUGGAACGUAUAACAUUUUACCAUCACUUCUAGGGGUCAAUAUAUUGACGUUUUUGUUUGCACAGUUUGACCGGUAUUUUGCUGUGUGCCAUCCAUUCAUCUACAGUCGCUUCAUAACAAGACAGUUUGUGAUAGGCAUUAACAUCUACUGCUGGGUUUACAAUGUUGCUCACUUGAUCACCAGGAAUUUGUUGCCACUUUCCAAAGCCAUACAAAUGUACGUAUUCAGCAUUGUCAUCUUUCAGCUAAUCGUGCUCACCAAAGUGGUCAUGACUGUUAAACUGUAUGUUAUUGCCAGAUUCCAGCUUGCCAGAGACCCUCCCAGUGCCGACAAAGACAGCAAGAAGGAGUCAUUGAGAAUCAUUAUUUUUGUUGUCAUAAGCUUCUUAGUGUUGUGGUGUCCCUCUUUUAUUAAUAUUAUCAUCAGAUUUGUGGUAGGAGGAGGGCUGACGUUUAGGAACGAGGCCACCAAUCUUUUCGCCAUCAUGGCUCGUUUUAACUCUGUGUGCACACCGUCUGUGUAUAUCUGGGGGAGUCCGGCUCUCAGGGAAGCCAUGGUGAGGACAGUGUGGGGCAGACUGUGCCCAAGAUGCAAGAGGAGAGUCGGCUCCUGUCAUGGGAAGGGAAAUGCCAAAAAGUGAUGGAAAUACCGAGAACCUACAGACUCCAUACAGCACAUUAUUCUUAUCAACUGUGUGUUUUUGCCAUCUCUCUCUCUGAAUAAUGAGUUUCCAUCACUGGAUCUUACCAGGUCAUCUUAACGUUUCAUCUGAAUUAGCGGUUGAUUCAGUGUCCUGAUAAUGAUCCCACACCCAAACAGCUAUUCAUGUUAAAUAUCAAACUAGUGCUGUGCUCUGAGAAGUAGUAGGCUAUACAGUAGCAUUUUUUUCACGUGUGUUUGGGCAUGGUAUAUUACCUAUACGUUUCUUUCUAUGUUACUAUAAGCAGUGUUGCUGUCCAUGUUGUGUGGUGCUGAAUCGGCCUAUUUCAAAAGUCAGUUUGAGGGGGAA
This is a messenger RNA of Perca fluviatilis (European perch), 1290 nucleotides long. Its product is annotated as G-protein coupled receptor 183-like. The record is from RefSeq and is a predicted model, not a curated record. Gene Ontology annotation, cellular component: membrane. NCBI's taxonomy places the organism in Eukaryota, Metazoa, Chordata, Actinopteri, Perciformes, Percidae. The coding region runs from base 1 to 921 and encodes 306 amino acids. Gene Ontology annotation, biological process: G protein-coupled receptor signaling pathway. The transcript has 2 exons. Gene Ontology annotation, molecular function: G protein-coupled receptor activity.